AUGAAAAAAAAAGUGAUUGAUGCACUGAAAGAUGAUAAAUAUAUGUUUAACCCAGCUCCUACAUAUAAAAAUGAAAAGGGUACAGAAGACAAGCUAAAAAAGAAAAAACUAAGAGAAAAAAAACAACUCUAAAGAAGAGCUUAAUUGGCUGAGUAUAUAUCUAGUGAUGAUGAUGCUCCAUAAAAUAAGUAACCGAUCUUGGAUCAAGAUGAUUAUGGUGCAUUAGGAGAUUUAGACUAAGAUAUAUUGGGUUAUUUUUAAAUGAAAAGCUAAAAAAUACUUAGUAUGACAUAAAAAAUACCUGAUUAAGUAUGAUUAAUUUUGCUUAUUUAUUAGACUUUUGAUGUAGGAUCUCUGCAUUUAGGAUGUGUUUCAUCUAUAGGUCCAAAUGGAGCUUAUUUAAUUAUUAAUUUUACUAGAAAUAAAAAAGGGUUUGUGGAUUAGCAUAAUCUCAGAGAUAGAAAGGGUGUUAAUGGAGGGGAUUACAGGAUAGGAGAAUAUGUAUUGACUAAAGUUAUAGAAGAACAAAAGAACAAUAAAGUUUAAUUGAGUUUGCAUCCUAAUGUCAUCAAUGAUCAAUUAAGUGUAAAUUAAUUAGUUAUUGGAAUGUAAAUAUCAGGUAUAGCCUAAACUUGGAAUGAAUUUGGAACUACAAUUAAUUUUGGAUCUUAAUAAUUUAGUGGGUUUAUUAAUGAAAAAAAACUUAAAUGUGGAAGAGUUUAUCUCUUUAACAUUAAAGAAAUCAAUUAAAAAGAGAAAAUUGCCAUUUGUGAUUUUGAAUAAAGAGAUGUUUAAUUAUAAAAUAAGAAAUAAAUCUCUAAAUAUCUACUCACUCCUGGGAAUAUUUGGAAAUGCAAUAAUGUAAAAUCUAUUACAGGUGGAUAAAUUGUUAAACUCAAUAAAUUUGGUGUAUUAGGAUAUAUAUUCUAAGAUUAUUAAGUUGAACAAGAUAAAAAUAUAUUAUGUAGAAUAAUUGGAUUUGAUGAACCUUCUAGAUAAAUCUACCUCUCAAGUAAAUAAGAACAUUUAGAUAAUACUAUUUACAUUUCUCCAUAUUAAGUUGGUUAAUAAUAUUAAGGAGUUGUCAUUAAUCAACAAUUAUAUUCUGGAUCUUAUCUUGUUAAUGCUAUAUUAAAUGAUGAUUAAGUAUAGACAAAAAAAAGCAAGAAAGCUCAAAAAGCUAAAUAGCCUAAUUUAGGACCUAUUUGUAUGUUAAACAAAACUUAGAUUCCUGCUGAUUAGGAGAUUAUUGAUCACAUCUAAAGAACUUGCAUUAUAAAAGAAAUAAAUUAUUUUGAUCAUGUUGGUUUUGUAUCUUUUGAAGUCAAUUCAUAACCUAAAUUAAGUGAUUUAAAUGUAGGUGCUAUUGUUAAAGGUGUAGUUAAGUAAAUUUUAAUGAAAGAGGAUUCAUACAGUGUAUUAUUAAAUAUAAAUGAAAAUUUUCAUGCUAUAUUACCAUCUAUCUAGAUGUCAGAUUAUCCUUUGACUAAUCCACCUAAAUUUAGAAUAGGUAGCAAAAUAAGAGUCAGAAUUUUGUAAAUUGAUGAAUAACAUAAUAAUAUCAUAGUAACUAUGAAACCUACAUUAUUAACUGAUAUUAAAGUAUUUAAAACUUUAGAUGAAGUUAAUGUAGGUGAUACAUUAUAUGGAUUUACAAUUAAGAAAUUAGAAAAUGGAAUUCUAGUUAAAUUCUUUUAGAAUAUUGUUGGAUUUCUGUCUAAUUUGAGUCUCGAUGGAUAAAGCCCUGAUGAUAUUAAAGAUGGUUAAAUAAUUAAAGUAUAUGUUAAGUACAUAAAUUAAAGUGAAAAUAAAUUGUUACUCUCUUUAAAAAAAAUAGAUCCAAAAUAGAAAUAAAUUAAUGAAGGAUAAAAUUAAAAUGUUUUAUUAACAAAGAAUGUUAAAACUAAAUUAAGUUUAGGAGAGAAAGUUUAAUGUGUUGUUAGUGCAAUAAAGAAUAAUGUUAUUUAUGUGAAUCUUAAAGAUGGAAAAUUUGGUAGAAUUCAUAAGGCUUUCUUUGAAUGUUAUAGAAAUGAGGAUAGAUUAUUUAAAUUACAAAGUGAAUUCGAAAAUUUAAAUGUAGGUUCUCAAUUAACUGCUUAAAUUAUAGGAGAAAACAAAGAAAAUAAUAAAUAAAUAUUUGAUUUGACUUGUUUAUCAGAUCAUAUUGAAUUAGAAAAAGAUAUUUAGAAAGAUAGUAAUAAAAUUGUUUAUGGUAUUAUAAAACAUAUUAAGAGUGACACAAAAUCACCAUUAGUUGUUUAAAUCUAUUAUAAUUAUAAUAUUUUUAUUGAUGGUUGGGAUAUAAAUGUUGAAAAUCCAGAAAUUUUAAAUAAUUUAGAAUCAUAAAUCCAAUAAGGACAUCCAGUUAAAGUAAAAUUAUAUGAAUUUGACAAAUAAUUGAAAGGUAUUAUAAUUACUGAAGAGGAUCAAUUACAAUAAUAAUUAUAGAAUAUAAAUGAAAUUCUAUAUACAAAGUAAAUCUAUAGAAUUCUAAGUCAUCAUGAUUCAUAUAUAAGAGUGUAAUUAAAAAAUAGAUAAUUUGCAUCUAUUGAUAUAACAGAGUUAUAAGAAUUAUGGGAAUUAAAUUUAUUUGAAUAAUUUCCAGUAGGAAAGUGGGGAGUUUGUAGAAUAAUAGGAAAAGAUAAAGUUUAUUGGGCUAGUGCCAGAGAAACAUUUCUAAAUGAUAAAUUAUGGAAUAAAUGUUUACAUCCUGUUAAAAGUAAUACAAUUUCUUAUUAAAAAAUGAUACUAUCUCUAAAAUAUGAUGUUAGAACAUAAUUAUACAAAAAAACUCCUUUGUCUGUAGGUUAAGUGGUUAUGGGAUAUGUUACAGGAAGUACACAUAAUGGUACUUUUGUUAAAUUAAAUUAUGAAACAACUUGUUUAAUAAGAGGUUUCAAAACUGAUAUUAAAUAUAGACCAAUAGUUUUAAUGAUUACUCAAUUAGAUAAAUUAUAAGGAACAGUAGAUUUGAAUUUGCUUAAAUAUAAAUUAGAUGAAAAAUAAAUAAGAAUUGGAGAUGUAGUAUAAGGUUUGAUUGUAAAUAUUAGAAAUGAGAAAGCAGCAGUUAAAAUUUUGGGUACUCUUCAAUAAGGAGAAUUGGAUAAGAAAGAUGCUGAAGGAUUGGAAGGUGAAGAUGGAUGGUGGGCAAAUAAACUAUUUAAGAUUGGAUAGUAAAUAUAAUGUUUGGUGAUUGGAUAAAGACAGAAUAAAAAUAAUUAGACAGUUCUAAGAUUAAGCAAUAUAUAAGAAUUGAUUAAUACUGAAGGGAAGAGAAAAAUUGAAUUAGGAGAUAUUCAAUAAGAUGUUAUAGAUUUGUAUGAGAGUUUUGAAGAAAUGGUUAAAUAACAUUAAAUUAAAAAUAAUGUUAUAGUAGAAUAAUAGAAUUAAAUAAAAGGAAUUGAAGAGGAAAUCUAAUAAGAUGUAAAUGAAGGAGAAGAUAACGAAGAAGAUGAGGAUGAAGCAGAAGCAGAAGAGGAAUAAAAUCAUAAAGAUUAAGAGAUAGAAGAAGAAAAUGAUUAAGAAGAAAUUAGAGAAGAAGUACAAAAUUUAGAAUCAAGAGCUGAAUAUGAGAAGUAAUAUUAAUUUUAUUAUGAUUUAGGAAAAUAUUAACAAAUCCUAAUUCAUCUGUGAUUUGGAUUGAAUUUGUGGCUUAUGUUGCUGAAAAUGAAGGUAUUGAGAGUGCUAGAAAUGUUAUUGAAAGAGCAUUAAGAGUUAUCAAUUUCAGUAAUGAAUUAGAAAGAUUGAAUUUAUGGACAGCAUAUUUAAAUUUGGAAUUCAAUUUUGGAUCUGAAGAUAAUUUAAUUAGUGUCUUUAAGAGAGGCUGUUAAAAUUGUGAUGGAAAGAAACUUCAUAUAAAAUUAAUUAAUAUUUACAGAAAGGCAGAAAAGGUUGAUCUAACAGUUGAAUUGUCAAGAGUAUAUAUAAAUGUAUAUAAUCUUUAUAGUCUUUUGUUUAAAAGUACAAAUAAAGUUGUAAGAGUUGGAUGGAAUUUCUGUAAAGUUUGAUGGAAUGGUAGAAAGUACACGAUGAUGAAAAUCCUUAAUAUUCAUUUAAGGAUACAUUGAAUAGAGCUAUGUAGUGUUUGAAAAAAGUAAAACAAGUAAAACUCUUAGCCUUUUAUGGACGAUUAUAAUUUUAGAAUAAUUAAAUUGAAGAAGGAAAAACUACAUAUGAAACUAUUUUGGAUAAAAAUUCUACAAGGUAUUUUAAUUGAAUAAUAAUUAGAACUGAUAUAUGGUCAUAAUAUUUAGAUUUAGUGAUUAAAUAUUGUUAACCUGAUGUGGUUAGAUCAAUAUUUUAAAAGGCUAUUCAUAAUAAUAAGAAACCUAGAAAGAUCAAAUUUUUAUUUAAGAAAUAAUUAGAAUAUGAAAACUAAUAUGGAGAUAGUGCAACCAUAUAGAAAGUCAAGGAGUAGGCAGAACAAUGGGUUUCAUAAUUUAUGUAAAGGGAUGUAUAACAGGAAGAUGAAGAGGAUUCAGAUUGAUUUAGU
Paramecium pentaurelia is the source of this 4492-nucleotide messenger RNA. The record is from the annotation of a GenBank genome assembly. Lineage: Eukaryota; Ciliophora; Oligohymenophorea; Peniculida; Parameciidae.